Messenger RNA from Colletotrichum spaethianum, 1494 nucleotides. RefSeq names its product FAD-linked oxidoreductase sorD. Gene Ontology annotation, molecular function: oxidoreductase activity; FAD binding. The transcript is spliced from 3 exons. The record is from RefSeq and is a predicted model, not a curated record. The coding region runs from base 1 to 1494 and encodes 497 amino acids. NCBI's taxonomy places the organism in Eukaryota, Fungi, Ascomycota, Sordariomycetes, Glomerellales, Glomerellaceae.
AUGGGACAAAAGCCCAGCAGCCCGUUGGCGACAUGCCUCAACAAUGUCUGCGAUGGCCGUUCCUCCUGCGUCGGCUAUCCCAACGACCCUCUCUUCCAAAUCAACUGGGUGAAGCCGUACAACUUGGAUAUCGCGGUCGAACCGAUCGCCGUCACCCGUCCCGAAACCAAGCAAGACGUCUCAGGCUUCGUCAAAUGCGCUGCGGACAACAAUGUGAAGGUGCAGGCAAAAUCGGGAGGUCAUUCUUAUGCUAACUUUGGCCUCGGCGGCACUGAUGGCGCCCUAGUCGUUGACCUCGUCAACUUUCAGAACUUCUCAAUGGACACAGAUACUUGGCAAGCAACCAUCGGCGGAGGUCACAGGCUGCACGACGUUACCGAGAAACUGCAUGACAACGGGAAACGUGCUAUGGCUCACGGCACAUGCCCUGGCGUGGGCAUCGGCGGCCAUGCCACCAUCGGUGGCCUCGGUCCCAGCUCACGCAUGUGGGGGAGCUGCCUCGACCACGUCGUCGAAGUCGAAGUGGUCACAGCCGACGGCAAGAUCCAACGGGCCAGCGAGACACAGAACUCGGACCUAUUCUUCGCCCUCAAGGGUGCUGGCGCCGGCUUCGGCGUCAUCACCGAGUUUGUCAUGCGGACCCACCCGGAGCCCGGCGACGUCGUGCAGUAUUCGUACUCUAUUACCUUUUCCAAGCACCGCGACCUCGCUCCCGUCUUCAAGCAGUGGCAGGAUCUCAUCUCCGACCCGGACCUUGACCGCCGCUUCAGCAGCGAGUUCGUCAUGCAGGAGCUCGGCGUUGCCAUCACGGCUACCUUUUACGGCACCGAAGACGAAUUCAAGGAGACGGGCAUACCGGACAAGAUCCCUACGGGCAAGGUCUCCGUCGUCGUCAACGACUGGCUCGGGGACGUUGCGCAAAAGGCACAGGACGCGGCUCUCUGGCUGAGCGAGGUUCAGACCCCCUUCACAGCCAAGAGUUUGGCCUUCACGCGCGAUGACCUCUUGACGAACGACAGCAUCCGGCAUCUGAUGGAUUACAUCGACGACGUCGACCGCGGUACCCUGAUCUGGUUCCUCAUCUUCGACGUGACGGGCGGCGCCAUCAACGACGUGCCCAUGAACGCCACGGCCUACCGCCACCGCGACAAGAUCAUGUUCUGCCAGGGCUACGGCGUCGGCAUCCCGACGCUGAGCACCAAGACCAGGGAGUUCAUGACAGGCGUCACCGAGACCAUUCGCAAGGCCAGCAAGAACGAGCUCAGCACGUACGCCGGGUACGUCGACCCGACACUCGUGAACGCGCAAGAGCAGUACUGGGGGCCCAAUCUACCGGCGCUACAGCGCAUCAAGGCGGCAUGGGAUCCCAAGGACCUUUUCUCGAAUCCGCAGAGCGUGCAUCCCGAUGCGAACGCAAAGGACGCCGACACCAACGCGAGCAACUCCAGCGGCAGCGAUGCGAACAGCAGCGAUUCAAGAGGCGGUGACAGCUAG